UGACGAGCGGGAACGAGCGAACAUGGCGGCGCCCAGAGCAGGAGGAUCCGCUCAGGACACAGAGAGCUUUUAAAUCGCCGCCGCCCUCUCCCCACACCCCCCCACCCACACAUACACAGCAAUGUCCGGGAAGGAGUUGUGGGCGCGAACAAGGGACAGGAUGAAGAGCUUCCCGCGGUGUGUGGCGGCCUGUGCUGAGGAUGCAGCACUGUACGGGAGAUGUGUGGCCGCCGCCGCCUCAAGAGGCCAGGAGCUCAAAAAGGACGCGUGUGCGGCAGAGUUCCAGGCCCUGAAGAACUGCUUCACACAAGCUAUGCCGCCUGACCUGCCGAGUGUUCCCCGCGACUUAUGUUUUUGAUUCGAUGUAUUGAGUCAGGUCUGCCACCAACCAACCAACCAUCCCAUUGUCUUGUACCGCAACAUUUUAUAAUCUGCGAUGACAGGAAAUAGGAUAACGCCAUUCGGACCAUUAGCAUUAUUCUCAAAUACUUCGUCAGCUUGAAAAUCAGUGCUAUGUUUUCCACAGGUAAAUCAGAAUUUAGUUCCGGUUUAAUGUAACAAAAAAUUAUUGCAAUUGUUGCAGUAAAUAGCCGUUGCUAUAUCUUUUCCCGUGAGCUUGUUGUGACUCUAUGGUAUCAUUUCAAAAUCAGUUUGUGUUUCAAAAUGAAUUGCAAACAUUGUAAUUACUAGCACUGGGCUUUUGUCGGUUUUAAAUCUGAUCAUUUUUCUCCUCACAGGCCAAGAGAGCACAGUAGAAAGUUCAUUCAUUUCUUAAAUGAAAUUUUGCAAAAUGUGUGCUGUGCAAGAAACUCUCCAAACAUCUUAUUAUUCCAUUGAAUUAGGACAGAUUCAAUGUACAGUGAUUGAUUUUAAAUGGUGUACAUAGCUUUUUAAUGGCUUGCAAUAAACUUUACCAAACUGUC
Molecule: messenger RNA, 923 nt
Organism: Callorhinchus milii (elephant shark)
Lineage: Eukaryota; Metazoa; Chordata; Chondrichthyes; Chimaeriformes; Callorhinchidae
Gene: ndufaf8
Product: NADH:ubiquinone oxidoreductase complex assembly factor 8
Exons: 3
Coding region: 122-358 (78 amino acids)
Biological process (GO): mitochondrial respiratory chain complex I assembly
Cellular component (GO): mitochondrion
Source: RefSeq, a predicted model, not a curated record